Hemibagrus wyckioides is the source of this 8993-nucleotide messenger RNA. It is a transcript of the gene emilin1b, whose product is annotated as elastin microfibril interfacer 1b. Bases 334 to 3468 code for a protein of 1044 amino acids. The record is from RefSeq and is a predicted model, not a curated record. NCBI's taxonomy places the organism in Eukaryota, Metazoa, Chordata, Actinopteri, Siluriformes, Bagridae. The transcript has 9 exons. Gene Ontology annotation, molecular function: protein binding.
AUCAGACUCCAAACUGCCCCCGUCACUCCGAGAGAAGAAAAACUCCUCCGCGCCUCGGCUCCAGUUGGGCUCUGGAUUUAAAAACAGUUCGGUGAAGAAAACUUAAAGUUGUCCACCGGCAGGGAUGAUUAAGUGAUCUGGACCUGUGUUCCAAUCGGAGACGAAGUUUAAACCCGUAAAUUGGAUUUUUAAAGCUGGUCAGUGGAGGCUGUAGAUCAUGGAGCGACUGGGUGCGCGUUUCUGCCCGCGCGCUUUUCUGCGGGACUGAUCUCAAGACGCGGGACUUACAGCCGGGCUUGAGGGGUUCUACAGGGGGUAGACGGGAUUUACAGGAUGGCUGGAGUUAGUCUGGUUCUUCUGAUGGUGUGUGUGUGCGUGUGUGGAGCUUCGUGGGGCGGACAGCAGCGCUACAGCCUGUACGCAGGGAGCAGAGAGAACGGACACACUGGGGAGGGAGCGCGAGCCGCCAGCAGGCACAGGAACUGGUGUGCGUAUGUGGUGACGAAGACAGUGAGCUGUGUGGUGGAGGACGGCGUGGAGACGUACGUGAAGCCUGAUUAUCAGCCAUGUUCCUGGGGAGUUCAGUGUCCUCGCGUCCUAAUGUACCGGACGUACCUGAGGCCGAGGUAUAAGGUAGCAUACAAAAUGGUCUCAGAGAUGGAGUGGAAGUGUUGCCAUGGAUACAGUGGAGAGGACUGUAACACACAUACCGGCGGCGUGAGUGGAGGAUCUGUCACAGCGAGACCAUGGCCAAAACCCUCAAACCCAGGACACACCGGACAUGGACAGAACGGAGGCAGUGGGAGAGGCGACAGCGACAAGAUGAAGCAGAUGGAGGACAAAAUCCAACGUCUGACUAAAGACCUUCAUGAUCUGCAGUCAACGUUACGCUCCAUGAACGAACAGUUUCAGGAGGAGAUGAAGAAGCCCGGCUCCAGUGAUGGGGGUGGAAAAACGCCAGCGGAUGCAGCUCAGCCUGAAAUGAAGGAAACCAUUCACAACAUCCAGACCAAACUGGACCAGCUGGACAACCGGACUCAGGCUCACGACAAAACUCUGGACAGCAUCAACAAUCACCUCGUUAACGGAAGAGGUGGGAACGACCUGGACAGCCACAAUGGAGGCAGAUUAAACAUUCUGAAGGAGGAAAUCCUGCGUGAGUUGGAGCGACGGGUCUCUCUAUCCUGCACUGCUUGCCAAGCCGGUGUGGAUGACAUGCGGAGAGAGCAGCAGAGGGACAGAGAGAGGAUCUCAGCUUUGGAAAAGAAGAUCAACGACCUGGAACAGCGGAACCGCCUGGUUCUGGAAGGACUGCGUCGGGAUCUGAGUCGAUCUCAAGCCUGCUGUGAUAAGACGAGAGAUCUGGAGACGAAUCUCAGAGAUGUGGAUAAGAAGAUCACCUCAACAUCUGAGAUUUGCACCAGCCUCGAGGAACGUCUGGAGAAAGUGCUUCAGGAAACAGGAGGUGGUGGCAAUUUGGGAGGAACGGGAGGAAGUGGAGGAGGAAGACUGGAGGAUACGCUGAACGGUUACCUGGAAGACUUGGAAAGACGGAUUAAUGGCACCGUGCAGAGGACGGAAGAUAACUGUGUUUACAUAGAGAACAAUUUGAAGGAUUUGAUCAUAGACCUACGCAAGGAGCAAGACCACAAAAGCACAAAUUUAGAGUUGGACAUUAAGAUGGUGAAAGAAACCCUGUUUGAUCUGGACAAGCGCUUGUCUCGGCUGCAGAACACCACGUCUCACAUGGACCAGAGAAUAAAUGAAUGUUCUUCAUGCUCCAGUUCUCGAAGACCCCCAGGAGGAAGUGGAAUCAGACCCACUGAAGAUACAGAUACAGUCAAGUCCCUGGAAUGGAGGGUUGUUGCGAACGAGGAUGAGAUCAAGAGAUUUGACACCAGGCUGAAAGAUCUCUCUGUGUCUGGAGACUCUCUGCUGGAUAAAGUCAGUGAUCUUAGCCAUGACUUACGCAAGAUCAAAGAAGUGACCGGUGACAACGGUGAACAUUUCACUCACAUAAUCACCAAAAUUGAGAAAUGCCAAUCGGACCUGUGUAGGACGGUGCAAGAUGACCUGAGGAAGCUUAAGAACUUUACAAACCAUGCCAUGGACAAGUGGCACACGGAUAUGAAUUACAUAAAGAACAGGGUGGAGUCGGGCUGCUCGGGCGGCUGCAGCAUCCUGCAGGAGGAGGUGAAUAAACUUAAAGAGGAUGUGCAGAAGUGCAAGAUCUGCCUGGAGACGCCGACAGGAACAGAACCCGGAGACCUGGAUGGCCCUCAGAAACCCCUCGACGGUCACAGUGUGAUCAGCAGCAACAAUGGCAACCUGGGUUCAAUCCAGAGCGAGUUGUCAGGAGUCAUUUUAACCUUCAGCUCCAUCAAUGACACGCUGAAGGGUCUGGAGCACAGUGUCCGGAAACACGACAGCGUCAUCACCGAUCUGGGAAACACCAAGGACAAGAUCAUCUCUGAGCUCGAUAAGAUCCAACAGGAAGUGACAGAGCACAUUGAGGACAGUAAAAUGCGCUUCGACAACAUCGACCGUGACAUCAAGCGUUUCGGAAACAGUUUUGUGGAGAGAACAGGCAAUGGCCUCGACAAGAGGAUCACCAAACUGGAGGGCGUCUGCAGUCGACUCGAUUCUGUAUCUGAGAACUUGCAGAAAAUCAAAGAUGGACUUAACAAGCAUGUGACCGGCCUGUGGAGCUGUGUGAAUGGCCUGAACACUACUGUGAUCCACCACAGCAGCUUCAUCGACACCAUGGAGAGCACGCAUCUCGACACCAUCCACAGCAAGAUCAAACAGCUCAACUCCUCCAUGCUGCAUCUCCACACGGAGUUCAGGAGCCUGAUGGAGCAAGACUUCACAGGGCUGCCUGGACCCCCAGGGCCUCAGGGAGAGACAGGUGACAGAGGACUUCCUGGACCACAAGGACCACAAGGACCCCCUGGUAAACCAGGUGUGGAAGGACCAAGAGGACCACCAGGUCUCAGCGGAGAACGAGGUCUCCCCGGCGCCGAUGCUAAUGUUCCUCAGGUCUCGUUCUCGGCUGCUCUCACCAAACCCAUGAUGUCCUCUGGAACCAUAGUGUUUGAUAAAAUCUUUGUGAAUAAAGGAGACUUUUACAAUCCACGGACAGGAAUCUUCACGGCUCCUCGGGACGGUCAUUACUUCUUCAGCGCCGUUCUGACGGGCCACAAGAACGAGAAGAUCGAAGCGGUUCUGUCCAAGUCCAACUACGGCAUGGCGCGCGUUGACUCAGCUGGGUAUCAGCCCGAGGGUCUGGAGAACAAGCCGAUGGCGGAGACGAAGCCGGUGCCCGGAUCUCUGGCCGUCUUCAACAUCAUCCUCCCGCUGCAGAUGCUCGACACGGUGUGUGUGGACCUGGUGAUGGGGAAACUGGCGCACUCGGUGGAACCUCUCACCAUGUUCAGCGGCACUCUGCUCUACGAGGAUUACUCAUAACCCCGAGGUUCACCGACGACUGGGCCGACCUCCAGAGUCGCACCGUGGACUCGCUGUCACGCUGUGAUUCUGCCUUCAUGUGAACUCCUGAAUUCAGAAGAGGAUUUAAAGCAAUUUGUUAUAUUUACUCUUUCGGUUUGACCUUUUGGAGACAUGUUUUUACAGAAACUACUGUUUUUUAUUAUUGUUAUUGUUAUUAUUGAUAUGAAAAUGAUUUCAGAUUUUAUAUAAAUCACAGUGUUAUGAAUCGAUUAUCACCAAAGUUUCACUGCCACUGUAAAGUAGGCUAAGACUCUGGCUCCAGGGCAUGAUCACUAAUAAUAUCUCAUCAACAUAAUUAAUAAUUAGCAUUAGGUGUAUGAUAUCAUUAUAUUCUAUCUUCAUUGUCAUCGAUCAGCUUUUUGAGCAGGGACAAACGUCUGAGCAGUGCCUCAUUUGGGAUUCACUAGAAAAAAAAAUCUUAUUUUGCUAGCUAGCAUGAAGACAUUUAAUCAUUUAUACACUUUAUAAAGACACAGUGAGAGAGAAAAUGAGAGAGAAGUAUGCGGAACAUCAACAUUUACCUCAGAUCUGUUUAAAAAUUACUAAAAAAUACACUUAAUAGGACUAAAAUGGUCCUGUAAUCACAGUUAGCAUUGACCGCUAAUUCAACUUCUGUGUUUUCCACCACAUUGAGAAAAUCAGCCCUCAGAAAGUUUUGAUUUUUGAACAAAACAUAAAAUGUGGAACAAACUAUGCAGCAAUAAAGCACAGGAUUAGCACUUGUAGCAAAGAACAAGUUAACUAGCACAGCUAAUACUAGCUAGCGAGCCCCACAUGUUAGCUAGCUGCAUGUAACCAUGAAAACUGCUUUUGUUGGUCUACAAACACAAAUCUGACUGUUACUCAGAACAGGAGAGAAAUUAUUCACUGAGAGUUAGCAGUUAGUGCACAUGUUAGCAUAUGCUCCUCAGUCGGAGAGACGGUUCUGUCAGCCAUGUUUUAACCUCAGUGUGGUGAACAGAAUCAUGGGAAAAAACAAAAUGUCUGAAAUGAGAACAUUUAGAAGAAUGUUGUGUUUUUAUGCUACAAUAGAAACAAUGUACAGUUUAAAUAUAUAGCGUAUAACUGAUUAGCGACACAUGGCUAGUGCUCACCUGAGACGCGCGCGUGUGUGUGAAUGAAUGCAUGUGUGUGUUUGUGUGUGUGUUUGGAGAGUAGACUCUGUGGUAUUUCCUAGUGACUGUGUUCUGAGUGUCAGUACUGAGGGUCAAUUCAGUGUCAGUACUGAAUCCUGUGCAUCUUCUGGACAUUUUGCUGAGCCUUAGUGGAACCUGCUACGUCUCUUACACCAUUUUGUAAAGAAAUUGCUGUAUGUUGGUAACCAUGGAAACCAUCACCAUGAAUAAACAGGAAAGAAAAAAGAAAACUCACAAUAUAAAACAAUCUAACAUGCAAUACAUCACCACCACAACCACAACCACAACCAGGACUUUAAAAGUUAAUACAGGAUAUUAGCAUUAGCACUGAGAGAACAUUCUCUUAACUUUUAAUGAGGAAAGUUACAAACAAAUCAAAUAAAAUAAACUAGAAAUAAUAUAAUCAAACAGAAAUAAUUAAUGCCACAACAAGCUGCCUAUAAAGAGGAUUAGCAUUAGCAUUGUUAGCAUGACCUGGUUUGAUAAUGAGACAUGAUAAUGAGUCUUUGUUUUCCAAAGUUGCAGCUUCAUCACUGUUUACCAGCUGAACCUCUGAGGUGAGAGUGAGGUUUGUGUGAUGAGUUACAUGUCAUGCUGCUCUCACUUUUCUACUUUAAAGCUCUGCUUAUUAUUAUUAUUAUUAUUAUUAUUAUUAUUAUUAUUACGUGUGAGGUGUGACGUGAUGUGUGACGUGAGGUGAUGUGAGGUUUGACAUGAGGUGAUGUGAGGAGUGACAUGUGAGAUGAUGUCACGUGUGAGGAGUGACUUGUGAGGUGUGACAUGUGAGGUGACGUGAGAUAUGAUGUGUGAUGUGAGGUGUGACGUGUGAGGUGAUGUGAAGAGUGACGUGUGAGGUGUGGCGUGUGAGGUGAUGUGAGGAGUGACAUGAGGUGUGAUGUGUGAGGUGACAUGAGGAGUGACGUGUGAGGUGAUGUGAGAAGUGACGUGAGGUGAUGUGACGAGUGAGGUGUGAUGUGUGAGGUGAUGUGAGGUUAUGAGGAGUGAGGUGUGAGGUGAUGUGAGGUGUGACGUGUGAGGAGUGACGUGAGCUGAUGUGACGUGAGGAGUGACUUGAGGUGUGAGGUAUGACGUGUGAGGUGACGUGAGAUAUGACGUGUGAUGUGAGGUGAUGUGAAGAGUGACGUUUGAGGUGUGACGUGUGAGGUGAUGUUAAGAGUGACGUGUGAGGUGAUGUGAGGUAUGACGUGUGAUGUGAGGUGUUUCGUGUGAGGUGAUGUGAGGUAUGACGUGUGAUGUGAGGUGUGACGUGUGAGGUGAUGUGAGGAGUGACGUGAGGUGACACAUGAGGUGACGUGAGGUGUGACUUGUGAGGUAUGACGUGUGAGGUGACAUGAGGUAUGACGUGUGAUGUGAGGUGUGACGUGUGAGGUGAUGUUAGGAGUGACGUGUGAGGUGUGAUGUGUGAGAUGAUGUGAGGUAUGACAUGAGGUGAUGUGAGGAGUGACGUGAGGAGUGACGUGAGAUGAUGUGAGGAGUGAUGUGAGGAGUGACGUGUGAGGUGAUGUGAGGUAUGAUGUGAGGUGAUGUGAGGAGUGACGUGAGGAGUGACAUGUGAGAUGAUGUGAGGAGUGACGUGAUGUGUGAGGUGAUGUGAGGAGUGACAUGUGAGGUGAUGUGACGAGUGAGGUGUGAGGUGAUGUGAGGUUAUAAGGAGUGAUGUGUGAGGUGUGACGUGAGCUGAUGUGACGUGAGGAGUGACUUGAGGUGUGAGGUAUGACGUGUGAGGUGACGUGAGAUACGAGGUGUGAGGUGAUGUUAAGAGUGACUUGUGAGAUAUGACGUGUGAUGUGAGGUGUUUCGUGUGAGGUGAUGUGAGGUAUGACGUGUGAUGUGAGGUGUGACGUGUGAGGUGAUGUGAGGUAUGACGUGUGAGGUGACAUGAGGUAUGACGUGUGAUGUGAUGUGAGGUGUGAUGUGUGAGGUGUGACGUGUGAGGUGAUGUGAGGUAUGACGUGAGGUGAUAUGAGGAGUGACGUGAGGAGUGACGUGAGAUGAUGUGAGGAGUGAUGUGAGGUGUGACGUGUGAGGUGAUGUGAGGAGUGACAUGUGAGGUGAUGUGACGAGUGAGGUGUGAGGUGAUGUGAGGUUAUAAGGAGUGAUGUGUGAGGUGUGACGUGAGCUGAUGUGACGUGAGGAGUGACUUGAGGUGUGAGGUAUGACGUGUGAGGUGACGUGAGAUAUGAGGUGUGAGGUGAUGUUAAGAGUGACUUGAGAUAUGACGUGUGAUGUGAGGUGUUUCGUGUGAGGUGAUGUGAGGUAUGACGUGUGAUGUGAGGUGUGAUGUGUGACGUGUGAGGUGAUGUGAGGUAUGACGUGAGGUGAUAUGAGGAGUGACGUGAGGAGUGACGUGAGAUGAUGUGAGGAGUGAUGUGAGGUGUGACGUGUGAGGUGAUGUGAGGUAUGAUGUGAGGUGAUGUGAGGAGUGACGUGAGGAGUGACAUGUGAGAUGAUGUGAGGAGUGACGUGAUGUGUGAGGUGACGUGAGGAGUGACAUGUGAGAUGAUGUGAGGAGUGACGUGAUGUGUGAGGUGACGUGAGGAGUGACAUGUGAGAUGAUGUGAGGAGUGACGUGAUGUGUGAGGUGACGUGAGGAGUGACAUGUGAGAUGAUGUGAGGAGUGACGUGAUGUGUGAGGUGACGUGAGGAGUGACGUGAUGUGUGAGGUGACGUGAGGAGUGACAUGUGAGAUGAUGUGAGGAGUGACGUGAUGUGUGAGGUGACGUGAGGAGUGACAUGUGAGAUGAUGUGAGGAGUGACGUGAUGUGUGAGGUGAUGUGAGGAGUGACGUGAGGUGUGACGUGGCUCAUCACAGUUUCUCCUGUGAUUCUGAAUGUGAUUGUUGCAGCACUCGUGUUAAAUAAAGUUAAUUUUCAGCUCCAUGUCUCAGCCUGGACGUGGAUCUCUCCUGAAUUCCUCCUUCUCCUGAACCCCAGAAAUGUCUGGAACGUUAUAAUAUCCCAGUGCAGGUUCUAACCGGAUCAGAACUCCAUCAGGAUUCAGAGUCAUGGGGUUUAUUAGUGUAAAUAUUUCAAUAAAAUGUUUAAUCAACUGAUUUUAGUUCAGACAUCAAAUAAAUCAUCCACGUCUUGGUUCAGGAAACAAAAUUCCUCAAACUUCCUUCAAAAGUGUUAAAUGUUUUGUUUAUUUGGGUAAAUAUUGUUUGGAUUUGUAAAGGUCAAAGGUCAUUUCUGUUUUCUAAUCAGGAGAGUGUAGCAUGUGUAGAGUAUUAGCACAUUAGCUUCGACAGUACUCCUCAGUGAAAACGGUUCGACAGUGCUCCUCAGUGAAAACGGUUCGACAGUGCUCCUCAGUGAAAACGGUUCGACAGUACUCCUCAGUGAAAACGGUUCCUGUAAUAAGGAAGGUAGCCUGAAAUAAGGCUUACUGAAAGUGAAUAAAUGCUUUUUAAUCUUAAGGAUUACUGAAAACAUGUGAAGUUAAUGAGCUAGCAGGCUAUUAGCUUUCAUCACAAUCACGUCAGAACCGCUAAUUACCCAGUUAGCAAGCAGGCUAGCAGCCCACAACCUUCUGCAUGACGUAAAGUGUAAAAGUUAUGGCACUCCGUGUUCUCUGUGACACACACACACACACACACACACACAUACACAUACACAUACACACACACACACACACACACACACACCACCUAAGUUACAGUAAGAAUAAAGUGCAUAGGCGUUUGGGACGCAGCCGUCGAUCCUGUAACCCGAGCAGAGCUGCAGUGUGUUUCGUUAAACGAGAAAGAAAGCGGCUCGGCUCGGUGAAAUGUGACAGCCAGCGGGUUUUCACAGCUGUUCCUGUUUAAAAACUCUCCACACCAGCACUCGGGGAAAAACACACACAAUCAAACCGUGUUGCAGACGGAAAACACACUCGCUUUUGUUGCUUUUGUACACACACUGGAUUUUCCAGAGCGUUAGCCAGAAGAGUCGUUUACGGAAAGAGAAAUGUUUCUGUAUGAAUAUCACUCACACACACACACACUCACAGGAAAAUGAUCAUGACAUGCUGUGUGAGACAGCACCAAUCGCUUAUCACUACGUUUAUACAGACAUGAAUCACACACACACACACAGCAGUGAAACUGAAGCCGUGACGGAUGAACUGGUCUAGUCUGUAGUUUAGAUUAUUUCAGGUUUGAAGGAAUAACACUAAUGCUACAAGCUAAAAAAAAAAAGCUAAACUGCACUACACUACAGAUGAUGAUGUCAUAUCCUGUCUGAUUUCUGCUGGAAGGUUAUCAUAGAAACAGCAGAUUAAUAAAGAUACUGUGAGGAACAAUAUCCUGAUGUCUAACUGGAGGAUUUUCAUCGUUUUCUCUCCAAA